UUUAAUUUCGGUGUUCAGAAGGGCAGCUGAUGGCGGGGAGGAGCAGUGGCCAGGGGCGAGGACACCAACACCUCCAAGGUCUUUCCCAGCACUUCCUGUGUGGCGCAGCUCCUCUGUGUGCUGCUGCUGAGGUGCCGCCACACAUUCGCCGCUCAGAGAAGAAGGAAGGAACUGAAGUCAUGGAGCAGGAGGUACUCAUCAGGGUGAGUCACUCGGCCCCAUACAAACCUCCACCUUUCAAAUGCUCCUUUAUGGUCGAGUGGCGGAGAAGAUCUACAGAUGAUUUGUCCAACCUCCCACUCCCCACACUGAAACAGUUGAAGAAGGAGUUAGAAAUCAUUGUGCAGGAGGCUUCAGGAGAGCUUGUAGGUCUACUGCAGAAGCGUCAGGGGCUACAAGAGGAGGUUGACAUUCGUUCCAUUACUAUAGAACAGCUGCUCAAGUUUGCAGAGAGACGACAGCUCCAACUUGGUGAACCCCUGGCUAUACAGAUGAGUGUCGUCAGAAAUCACUGUCAGGAAGCUAGUAGUGAAAAUGGGCUUGGCUAGUGUUGGGGAGAGAGUAUUCUAGUGGAACCUAUUCCCUGUGGGCCAGUAGUGUGGGCAGUCAUGGUGUGUUAGGGUUGUUCACAUUUAUAAACUAGACAAUAAUUUCUCUUAUUUAUUUUUAUUUUUUAUUAAAAUAAUGAUUUCUUCUAGUUUUUUCUGGUGAUUAGAUUGAGUGAAGACUUUUUUCACUUUAUUGGUGAACUAAAAAUUAUGCAUAUCAUGAAGAGUAAGAUAUAUGUACAUUUGGAUUGUACUUGUAGUAUCAAGCAUCUAGUUGAAUUUUUUUUAUUCUGAAUACUGUAGUGACAAAAGAAGCAUCAUAGUAUUGGUAGCUUAAACUUCUCAAUAUUUCUCUAUCAGAUAUAUAAUUUUGACCUGUUUUUGUCUGGUGUAGGUGUGUGUGUGUUUGGUUGUGAUGAAUGUUAAAACAGAGUUUUUAUGAGAAAGACACAGUUGAUGAAACAUGCUAGUGUUUUUAUUAUAUGAGUAGUGCAUCUCACAAAGUCAGUUUAUUAUGAGAAUUAGAACUUUAAUUAGUGUGGAAUUAUAUUUCUGUGUUGUGUAACCUCAGCAUGUUUGAGUAUUUUCAUCAUCCCUGGUGUGGGAUGGUAGGCAGGUGCAAAGUACAGUACAUAAUAUAUGCCCUCCAGUAGAAAAGACAUUUUAAGUCCAAAGAUAAGCAGUCCAACCCACUCAGAUCCAUUGAGCAUUAUUGUGUUACACUUCUUAAUUGCCUUGAUGAUAAUUUCUGUGUGUAGAAGGUGUUGAUAUGUAAAUCAAUCUUAAUAUUUUAUUUUUGUAGGUGGCAUAAAUUGUAAAGUUUGCUAACUAGAACAUAAAUUCCAAUUGGCAUUUAUUGUGUGAAUGCCUAGCACCUGAGUUGAAUUUUGGUUGAUGAUGCCAGACAACUGUAGUACAUCUAAAAUCAAUCCAAUUUGCUAAAGUAACUUAACAUAUUAUUGUAUAAUAAAGAAAAAAAUCCAGGGCCUAUUUAAGGAACCUGUAUUUCAGUGGUUCUCAACCUUGUUUGCCCCAUGCACCCCUUUCACCAUAUGUCAGAAUGUCAUUCCCCCCUCCUUUCCAAGAUUGUCUGCCUCAAAAAGUGCAUUCCAAAUAAUAUGCAUAUAAUACU
This is a messenger RNA of Homarus americanus (American lobster), 1680 nucleotides long. RefSeq lists its product as uncharacterized. The coding region runs from base 30 to 548 and encodes 172 amino acids. Lineage: Eukaryota; Metazoa; Arthropoda; Malacostraca; Decapoda; Nephropidae. The record is from RefSeq and is a predicted model, not a curated record. The transcript has 4 exons.